AUGUCGAAUAGAACAAAAACAAUAUUUAUAUCAAUCAACCAAUAUAAUAAAAAAAAAGAAAUAAAUAAUUAUUUAUAUUCAAAUGCUGGUCAAUAUCUUCCUGCUGGUUAUGCUAAUCAACAUACAUUAGCAAGUGAAGGUCCUGAUAAUUAUUUAAUGAAUUUUUAUAUCGCACAAUAUUCAAGUACUUAUCGACCACCACGUAUCCAAGCAAAAUCAAAUAUUCUUGCAGAUAAAUCUUUAACAACAGAAAAUCUUCUUACACAAAAAUUAAAAGCUGAUAGAGCUAAAACUGGUUUUGUCAAUAAUGAACGAUAUUAUUUACCAUAUACACGUUCAUUAGAUGAAAUUGAUAAUUCAAUACUUGGGUAA
Messenger RNA from Rotaria sordida, 372 nucleotides. The record is from the annotation of a GenBank genome assembly. NCBI's taxonomy places the organism in Eukaryota, Metazoa, Rotifera, Eurotatoria, Philodinida, Philodinidae.